Molecule: messenger RNA, 807 nt
Organism: Tremella mesenterica DSM 1558
Lineage: Eukaryota; Fungi; Basidiomycota; Tremellomycetes; Tremellales; Tremellaceae
Exons: 6
Coding region: 1-807 (268 amino acids)
Source: RefSeq, a predicted model, not a curated record
AUGAAUAGUCUAUUGAAUCAACCUUUCACCAGACGUAUACCAGCUUCUUGGUAUCGUUUCGUAUGGUUCAUGAGUGCACUUGGUAUUGCUUGUUUCUCUGUCAUUGCUGGACAAGCAUACACCAGUUUAUACCUCUCAACUUUACCUCAUACUUCUUUAGAUGCAGGUACUUGGGUUUAUUCAUGGAUUAUCACCGUACAAUUAUUAUCAUAUAUCUCACUAUAUAUCUUAAGUUCAAAAGUUCGUUCGAGAGCUUUGUUGUUUGUAUACAAAUUGUUCUUUCAGUUGGUAUUACAGACAUAUACUCGGAAUUUGUUCGCUCGUCUUCGUUCACCAUCACAAUUCGCAACGGUCCAAUUACUUUCUUCCAUUUCAGUGAUAAUUCUUUUUCCUCUUCAAAUGACAAAACAAUAUCAUCGAUUACUUCAAAUAUUCAUUGGUUAUCCUCAAAGUUGGGAAGAACAUUCCGAUAGUUUAGCGACUACUUUUUAUUGUCGUGGUUUAGCACAAAAUGUUACUAUGGUAGGUUUUUUAGGUUGGUUGAGUAUAUUACAUUUCGGACCUAAUCAACAAAUUUACCCCUUCUUUAGAUUUUCACCCACACCUGAUGAUCCUUACACUUAUUCAUUAACUUUCACAGCUUCUCUAGUCAUUUGGGGAUCAGAAUUGAUAAGUUCGUUCAUCGCCAGACAAAUAAUGUCUUUUUCGUUCGACGUAGACGUCACGAAUGUAGGAUUGAACGAAAUGAGAGAAUAUCCAGAAUUAGUACCUGCUUGCGGUAUGUUCUUUCCUCCUUUCCCUCUUUAA